Molecule: messenger RNA, 3312 nt
Organism: Arthroderma uncinatum
Lineage: Eukaryota; Fungi; Ascomycota; Eurotiomycetes; Onygenales; Arthrodermataceae
Product: ankyrin repeat-containing protein
Exons: 2
Coding region: 1-3312 (1103 amino acids)
Biological process (GO): proteolysis
Molecular function (GO): aspartic-type endopeptidase activity; protein binding
Source: RefSeq, a predicted model, not a curated record
AUGGCCGAUCCGCUUUCCGUUGCCGGGAGUGUAGCAGGGCUGGUGUCGCUCAGCAUACAGGUUACGGGCUCCAUCGUCAAAUUCUACGAUUCAUACAAAGGUCAAGACGUCGCUGUGGACCGCACAACGGGGAAGCUUAAGAGUUUCCUGAGUAUGCUCCAGUAUCUUCACCAGAGGAUUCAGGAGCGUAAAUUCCAGCCCGAUGAGAAAGACCUGAUUCAAGCCAUUGAAUCGUCAAUUGAAAACUGUGGGGACCUCAUCUAUGAGCUUCAGGAUGAGUGUGAAAAAUUUAGGAAAAAGGCUCCGGCUGGUGACCUCAAGGCCGCCAUCAAGGCUACCGGGCGUCGAGUGUCCUAUCCGUUCAAAGAGAGUACAUUGAAAAAACUUGAUGAGGAUAUUGGCGAGAUGCGAGAAAAUCUGACAUUUGCAUUGAAUGCAUUACAGAUUGAGGAAAAUAGAAAUCAUCGAGAGGAUAUAGCGGACGUGAAGCUGGUUCUUGACCUUGUGAGAGCAAAUCAGAUAUCAUCGACGAUCCGUGACUGGCUCAAGGCACCAGAUGCCACUAUCAACCACAACUCGGCAGUUGCCAAAUGCCAUUCAGGAACCGGCAUGUGGCUUGUCAGAAGUACUAAGUUUGAGACAUGGCUGACUGGGGCCUCUUCCUUGCUCUGGCUCAACGGCUUCGCGGGAUCUGGGAAGUCGGUUUUAUGCUCCACUGCCAUCCAAUACACAUAUCGAAAGAAACAAGCCAUUCCAGGCGUUGUUGGGAUUGCGUUCUUUUACUUUACCUUCAAUGAUGAAGCUAAAAAGGAUGCCGCUGGCAUGCUACGAGCGUUGCUGCUACAGCUGUCAGGCCAACUCCACGAUGGCCAUAACGAACUCGAGCGCCUCCAUAGGUCCCAUAACACAGGUACUCCCCCGACACAAGAAUUGACCGCUUACCUCCGCUCUUUGAUUCAGAGAUUCCAGCACGUGUAUAUAUUUCUGGAUGCAUUAGAUGAAAGUCCUCGUUAUACCCAUCGAGAUGAAGUUCUAGACGUGGUAACCUUGAUCCAGUCGUGGUCCUUGCCAGGAAUGCAUCUGUUCGUCACUAGUAGAGAUGAGGUCGAUAUCCGGAACCGUCUGAACCCUACCACCGAUGAAGAAGAGGUUAUGCGUAAUAAUGCUAUUAACCAGGAUAUCAGCAAUUUUAUAUCUGCCGAAUUGCGAACGAAUAAGGCACUCUAUAAAUGGGAGGCGUAUCACGAUAAAAUACAAAAGGCCCUGAUUGAGCGUGCAGGCGGAGUUUUCCGCUGGGUAGAGUGUCAAUUCCAAGCCCUCAAAAGUUGUCUACGGAGCGAGAAAAAGCUCAUGAAGUGUCUGGAGGGGUUGCCACGAGAUUUAGACGAGACUUAUGAGCGAAUGUUAUGUAACAUCGAUGAAGAUGCAGUUGAAGAAGCACGGCGGAUGUUGACUUUUCUCUGUUAUUCUGCCCGACCUCUAACAGUACCGGAGAUUAUCGAUGGGAUUGCAGUCAGUCUCGAUGAGCCUGCGCAUCUCGACCGCCAACGUCGGCUGGAAGGCGCUGAUGACCUAUAUGACCUAUGCCCUGGAUUGAUCAGCAUUGUUCGCCCAGAAGAUUCAACUGAGAGUGAUUUACCCACUGUCAAUAUCGCCCACUUCUCAGUCCAAGAGUAUCUCCAAUCAGAUCGCAUUCUUGCACAAAAGUCAGGGAGAUUUGCACUACAAGGUGAUCUGGCCCAUACGGAGAUUACACACAUCAGCCUUGUAUAUGUGAUGGAACUGGACUUGUCACUGGAUAUGCCAAAUGUGAAGUACCCGCUAGCUCACUAUGCUGCAGAAUUCUGGUAUAACCACUACAAGGAUGCUAGGAAACAAGACCAUCUUGAAGGGGCUAUAUUAAGACUGUUCAGGCAAAAGAGAGAAAAAUUUUGCGCAUGGGCAAUAUUAUAUGAACACUUGAGUCCAGAGAACUUCCCUCAUCCUGCAAGUAUAGUUGAAAAACUUGGACAACCGCUCUACUAUGCAUCGCUUUUUGGGCUUACUCGAGUGGUGCAAGAUAUUAUAGCUGCUGAAUCAGGCAGCGGCCACGCGAUAAAGGACUUAAUCAAUAAGCGAAGUUACUGCGAUCUCACCGCGUUGGUGGUAGCAUCAAGGGAAGGUUUCGCAACUAUAGUACAAAUCCUACUGGAUAAUGGUGCCGAUGCCAAUUUCAAAUCUCGAUAUGGGUCCUCUGCCAUUAUCGCCGCGUGUGGCCGAGGCCAUGAGAGAAUAGUCCAGCUAUUACUAGAGAGGGGUGCUAAGGUUAACCCUCUGGGGAGAUUACAAAAGCCUGCACUUUACGCAGCAUCCAGUGAGGGCCACGAGAAUAUAGUCCGGCUACUACUAGAUAGUGGUGCCGAUAUAAGUCCCAUAUCAGGAAUCUACGGUUCCGCUCUCAGCUCCGCGUCUUCUGGUGGCUAUACCAGCAUAGUCCAGCUACUACUAGAUAGGGGUGCUGAUAUCAAUGCUAUGGGGGAUCUGGGUACUGCACUUUACGUAGCAUCAUAUCACGGGCACGAGAGUGUGGUACGGCUUUUAUUAAACAAUGGUGCUGAUAUCAAUGCUAAGGGGAGAUAUGAUACUGCGCUUUCCGUAGCAUCAAGUAGGCAUCAUAAGAGUAUAGUCCAGUUACUACUAGAUAGGGGUGCUAGUGUCAUCGCUACGGGGAAGCAGAGUACUGCACUUUAUCCAGCAUCAGAUCGGAGCCAUGAGAGUGUGGUACGGCUUUUUUCAAACAAUGGUGCUGAUAUCAAUGCUGGGGCGGAGCAUGAUACUUCACUUUACACAGCAUCACUUAGGGGCCAUGAGAGUAUGGUCCAGCUAUUACUAGAGAAUGGUGCUGAUGUCAAUGCUAUGGGGAAGCAGGGCACUGCACUUUACGCAGCAUCAUAUCGGGGUCAUGAGAGUGUGGUACGGCUUCUACUAAACAAUGGUGCUGAUAUCAAUGUUUGGGAAAGCCAUUAUGGUAGCGCACUUGGGGCAGCCUCAGAAUGUGGCCAUCUGGACAUAGUUAAACUGCUACUGGAGAGCGGUGCUGAUGUCAAUGUUUGGGGAAAGCGUUAUGGUAGCGCACUUGGGAGAGCCUCACGCUAUGGCCGUGUAGGCAUAGUUAAGCUGUUACUGGAAAAGGGAGCCGACCCCAAUGCUCCGGGAGGGUAUCUUUAUAAUUCAGCAAUUGCGGGAGCAACAAAAGGAGGCCAUCAGGACAUAGUUGAGCUACUGCUGGAUAAUGGGGCAACACCAUGGUCUUACUCUGUGGCGGAUGAGUGA